UCCCACUUGCAAUGGCCAUAUGGAAAAGAGCCGUGGCUUCCACCCCGCUCCAGAGUGAUGGAAUGAGCUGUUAUGAAAUGGGGAGAAGGAGCCGGAUCCUGUGAAUUUCUGAAUGAGCAGCUGGAGAAUUGACGUAACUGCAGAGCCCAGAGAAAGGAGGAGUCAGCUCAGAAAAGGAGUGAAAACAAGAGUGUGUUUAGGAAGGCUGAGCUCUCCUUCCUUUCCUUUUUGGCUGGGUAGUUUUGCAGACAAGACUUACGAGUGGAGCUCUGAGGAGGAGGAGUCAGUGAGGAAGGCAGGGCCAGUGCAGGUCCUCAUUGUCAAAGAUGACCACUCCUUUGAGCUGGACGAGGCCGCCCUGAACCGCAUCCUCCUCUCCGAGGCUGUCAGAGAUAAGGAGGUGGUGGCUGUGUCCGUGGCUGGAGCUUUUAGGAAAGGAAAAUCAUUCCUGAUGGACUUCAUGCUGCGCUACAUGUACAACAAGGAGGCAGUGGACUGGGUUGGGGAUUACAACGAGCCCCUGACGGGUUUCUCCUGGAGGGGCGGCUCCGAGCGGGAGACCACCGGCAUUCAGAUAUGGAGCGAGGUGUUCCUGGUGGACAAGCCCGAUGGCACCAAGGUCGCCGUGCUGCUGAUGGACACGCAGGGCACCUUUGACAGCCAGUCCACCCUCAGGGACUCUGCCACCGUGUUUGCCCUCAGCACCAUGAUCAGCUCCAUCCAGGUUUAUAACUUGUCCCAGAAUGUGCAGGAGGAUGAUCUGCAGCACUUGCAGCUCUUCACCGAGUACGGCCGGCUGGCCAUGGAGGAGACAUUCCAGAAGCCUUUCCAGUCCCUUAUAUUCCUUGUCCGUGACUGGAGCUUCCCUUAUGAAUUUUCCUAUGGAUCUGAUGGUGGUGCAAGAUUUUUGGAGAAGAGACUGAAGGUGUCAGGCAAUCAGCACGAGGAGCUGCAGAAUGUCAGGAAGCACAUCCACUCCUGCUUCACCAAAAUCUCCUGCUUCCUCUUACCCCACCCCGGCCUCAAAGUCGCCACCAACCCCAAUUUCGAUGGAAAACUGAAAGAAAUAGACGAUGAGUUCAUCAAGAACUUGAAGAUUUUGAUUCCUUGGCUUCUUAGUCCUGAGAACCUGGACGUUAAGGAGAUCAAUGGAAACCACAUCACCUGUCGAGGCCUUGUGGAGUAUUUUAAGGCCUACAUAAAGAUCUACCAAGGGGAGGAGCUGCCACACCCCAAGUCCAUGCUGCAGGCCACAGCAGAAGCCAACAAUUUAGCAGCAGUUGCCACUGCCAAAGACACCUACAGCAAGAGGAUGGAAGAGGUGUGCGGAGGGGACAAGCCCUUCCUGGCUCCCAGCGACCUGCAGGCCAAGCACGCGGAGCUGAAGGAGGAGGCGGUGCGGCUGUUCCGGGGCGUGAAGAAGAUGGGAGGGGAGGAGUUCAGCCGCCGCUACCUGCAGCAGCUGGAGGCCGAGAUCGACGAGCUCUACAUCCAGUACAUCAAGCACAACGACAGCAAGAACAUCUUCCACGCUGCCCGCACCCCGGCCACGCUCUUCGUCGUCAUCUUCAUCACCUACGUGCUGGCCGGCGUCACCGGCUUCAUUGGCUUGGACAUCAUAGCCAGCCUGUGCAACAUGAUUCUGGGCUUGACACUAAUCACACUCUGUACCUGGGCUUAUAUCAGAUACUCUGGGGAGUACAGAGAACUGGGAGCUGUAAUAGACCAAGUGGCUGCAGCCUUGUGGGACCAGGGAAGCACCAAUGAGGCCUUGUACAAGCUGUACAGCGCGGCCGCCACGCACCGGCACCUGUACCAGCACGCCUUCCCCGCGCCGCGCGCCGAGCCCGCCGCGGGCCCCGACAGGAAGCGGCUCUAGAGCGGCCCGGGCCCGCCCGACCGACCGACCGCCCGACCGACCGACCGACCGACCGCCCGACCGACCGACCGACCGACCGCCCGACCGACCGACCGCCCGACCGCCCGACCGCCCGACCGCCCGACCGACCGACCGACCGACCGACCGACCGACCGCAGCGCCGGGCCGGGCCGGGCCGGGCCGGGCCGGGCCGUGUGUCCUGCCCCGUGUACAUACGGCACCGCCGCAGCACAGAGCUUUGGUCUGUCAUAGCCGCCGACUCCCAGCUCGUUUAUGAAGCCUUAUUUUCCCCUUCUUAAUUAGUCACCCCUGAGGAAAUGAUAAUUUACGUGAUACCGCGACUAAAAUGGCCGAAGCUUGUCCAAAAGGCAGUUUAUUUCAGGUACUUGAAGUUAUAACAUGUAACCACGUUUUUUUCCUUCGUUUAACUGUUUAAUUACAUGAACAUAAUUAAAGUGUGUUGACUUGCUUUAUCAGACACUGUUAAGGGCACUUCUGCUAUGGUCUGUUAAGGUGCUGUGAGGAACCGUUUCUGUUUGUCCGCACAAAGUGUCACUUUGUAGCUGUGCUGGAGGAAGUUUCUCUGUAUUUCUGUACAUAUUUAUCCAUGAUAGUGCAUAGAAUGUGUGGUACAGUUCUAUUCUUUUAUUGUCAGGACUAUUAAAGUUUGCUUUUGGUUCCUAAGAA
Molecule: messenger RNA, 2566 nt
Organism: Passer domesticus (house sparrow)
Lineage: Eukaryota; Metazoa; Chordata; Aves; Passeriformes; Passeridae
Gene: ATL1
Product: atlastin GTPase 1
Exons: 15
Coding region: 113-1879 (588 amino acids)
Biological process (GO): endoplasmic reticulum organization; protein homooligomerization
Molecular function (GO): GTPase activity; GTP binding
Source: RefSeq, a predicted model, not a curated record